GCCUACUUGAAGCAUCCGGGAACCUCGCCAUAGUAGUAGACAUGGCGGGUAUCAACCUGGCUAAAUGACGAAAUAAAUUUUGUUUGGUAAUAUAAGAUCGUGUUAAUUUCGUAGAAAAAGUGUUGAUACUAAAAGACUAAUUAAGUUAUAUUGGAUUAGGACAAAGAUGCAGAAUGUUGGACAGUCUGAAAACCGAAAUAUCGAUAAGGUGAAUGUGCAACUUGAUGUGGUAAAAUCGUCCACUCCUCAAAGUUCGGCUUCGAGUCCGGCCAAAUCUGAAACCGAAACGUAUUCAGGAGCGCCUGCCAAAUACAUGACGGACUCUUCGGAAAGCGAGGAUGACUCUGUGUCCGAGACGGAGAUGGAAGAAGAAGGUGGUGGUGCAGAGCCAUCCAAGUUCCUGCUGUCCCACGAUGACCCGGAGCGGGCAGUUGACCCAGAGAUGGAGGCACGUCUCGAGGCUCUGCUCCAAGCAGCUGGCAUCGGCAAGCUAUCUGGCGAGGGCAAGCACCUCGCCGACCCGGAGGUGCUUCGCCGGCUGACGUCGUCGGUGUCGUGCGCGCUCGACGAGGCGGCCGCGGCCCUCACGCGCAUGCGCAGCGACCAACCACCACCGCACCAUCGGCACCACCACCAGGACAAAAAUCAACAAUGCGGGUCGAGUGCAACGGGAACCACGCCGACCGUGGCGACGUCGGUGGGCGCGGACGGGGCGCCGUCGCUGGCGGAGGCGUGCUCGGACGGCGACGUGGGGACCGUGCGGAAGCUGCUGACUGAGGGCCGCUCUGUGCACGAGACCACAGAGGAGGGCGAGUCGCUGCUCUCGCUCGCAUGCUCCGCGGGAUACUACGAGCUCGCUCAAGUGCUGCUAGCCAUGCACGCGAGUGUAGAGGACCGCGGCAUCAAGGGCGACUGCACACCCCUGAUGGAGGCGGCGAGCGCGGGUCACGUGGACAUCGUCCGGCUGCUGAUCGCGCACCACGCGGACGUGAACGCAGUGUCCGGGUCGGGCAACACGCCGCUCAUGUACGCGUGCGCGGGCGGGCACGAGGAGUGCGUCCGCGCGCUGCUCGAGAGCGGCGCCAAUGUUGAGGACCACAACGAGAAUGGACACACGCCGCUCAUGGAGGCAGCAUCAGCAGGUCACGUAGGCGUGGCAAAGAUCCUUCUAGAACACGGCGCUGGCAUCAACACGCACUCGAACGAGUUCAAGGAGUCUGCCCUAACCCUCGCCUGCUACAAGGGCCACCUCGACAUGGUGCGGUUCCUGUUGGCGGCGGGCGCCGACCGCGAACACAAGACCGAUGAGAUGCAUACAGCGUUGAUGGAGGCUAGCAUGGACGGACAUGUCGAAGUGGCCAGGUUGCUGCUCGAUUCUGGCGCCCAGGUUAACAUGCCGACGGACAGUUUCGAAUCACCGCUGACGCUAGCGGCUUGCGGCGGCCAUGUUGAAUUAGCAAUGUUGCUGCUGGAACGAGGGGCUAACAUCGAGGAGGUCAACGAUGAAGGUUACACGCCGCUUAUGGAGGCCGCUAGAGAAGGUCACGAGGAAAUGGUGGCACUCCUGCUGGGUCAGGGCGCCUCCAUCAACGCGCAGACGGAAGAGACGCAAGAGACUGCGCUGACGCUGGCGUGCUGCGGCGGCUUCCUCGAGGUGGCCGACUUCCUCAUCAAGGCUGGCGCUGAUGCUGAGCUGGGCGCCUCCACGCCUCUCAUGGAAGCCUCGCAGGAGGGACACCUUGAACUCGUGCGCUACCUGCUAAACGCGGGCGCGGACGUGAACGCCCAGACGCAAACGGGUGAUACAGCCCUGACGUACGCCUGCGAGAACGGGCACACGGACGUGGCGGACCUGCUGCUGCGAGCCGGCGCCGAGCUGGAGCACGAGAGCGAGGGCGGCCGCACUCCGCUCAUGAAGGCCUGUCGCGCCGGACACGUGUGCACCGUGCAGUUCCUCGUCGGGAAGGGCGCAGACGUGAACCGCAUGACAGCUCUAGGCGACCAUACUCCCCUCUCCUUAGCCUGCGCGGGCGGCCACGUGGACGUGGUGAAGUUCCUCCUGGCUUGCGACGCCGACCCCUUCCGCAAGCUCAAGGACAACUCCACCAUGCUCAUCGAAGCCGCUAAGGGCGGACAUACCGCCGUUGUGCAGCUGCUGUUGGAUUACCCUCACUCCGUCAUGUUGCCACGAGGCGUGGCUGGAGCGGAGGAGGCGCACGGGCUGAGCGCGGCGCAGGCGGCGGCGCUGGGGCUGAGCCACGCGGCGGCGCCGGGCGGCGCGCGCGCGCUGCUGCCGGCGCACGCGCACGCGGCGCUGCACCACCCGCCGCACCACCACCAGGCGCCGCAGGACCUGCCCACCAAGUUCUCCAAGGUCUACCUCGAUGAGCGCGGCGUAGCGGGUCGCAAGAAGGCAGGCGGCGGCGCGAACACGGGCGCUGUGUGCGCGCCGGCCGACGCCAACAAGCACAAGUGCACGCGCAAGCAGCGCGUCGCGCCGCCGCACUCCGACCACCACCUGCCGCCGCCGCCCGACAUACUCGACGACAACCGGGACCCGCGCGACUGCCUGCCCGAGGCCGACCGCAGCCUGCUCGACUUGCCCGACCCUGCAGGUCCGCCGACGCUCGCCACGUCGGCACUGCACGCCUUGGACCUUCAGUUCUGCGCUCAAGGUGUCACAACCAUCCACCCUCCCACUACUCCGCCGUACCCGCCUCCGCAGCAGUUGUUCCCAGUGCAGCAACUUGCUACCAACCUUAACCAGCACCAACUGCAGGAAUUGCAGCAACAGCAAUUCCAGCAGCUAGCGGCUCAGCAGCAGCAACAACAGCAACAGCAGCAGCAGCAACAGAAAAAGCAGCAGCAACAACAACAACAACAACAACAACAGCAGCAGCAGCAGCAACAACAACAACAAGCGCAGCAGCAGCAGCAGUUGUAUGUCCAAGAGUUGCAGCAGAGGCCUGAAGCUUUUGCGGCACAGCUGGUGGAAGGCGGCGCGGGCGAGGAUGGCGCGGGCGCGGGCGGCGGCGUGGAGGCGCGGGAGCUGGGCGCCGUGCUGGCCUACCUGCAGCGCGAGGUGCCGUCGCUCGUCGCGCUGCCGCCCAACGAACUGCGCUCGCUCGUACUGCAGGUGAUGCAGCAGAAGUCGCACGAGAUCCUGUCGUCGAAGUGCGCGGAGGCGGAGGCGGGGCGCGGCGCGGACGGCGAGGGCCACGAGCGCCACGCGCGCCGCCUGCUGGAGGAGGCGCUCACCGCCGACUGGCCGCGCCAGGACCACCACCACCACCACCACCAUCACCACCACCACGUCGACGUCACUGCCAGUAACGGAUGCCAGUUCCGGGUUCGUCCAUCUUCGCCUUCGGGCAACCUGGAGAGCGGCAUCAUCCUGACGCGAGCCGACAACGACAUCCUGACACUGCCGCAGUCGUCCGCGCAGGCGCCGCCGCCGCAGCAGCAGCAGCAGCAGGAAAUACAGCCGCUGUUCGCACUGCCGCCGCCUACGUUGCCCUAUGAAGAAUAUGGUGUUACUUCAAGGUCGGCAACGUUCGCUCCCCCGCACGCGGGCACGGCGGCCGCGGCGGCACCCGCAGCUCCACUGGCGCCGCAACCCCACUCCAAACGCGAACAACCUCACCACCACAAUAAUGCCUCCGUCGCCGCCAAGAAAAAGGGUCGGUUCGCGGGCACGGGCCGCGGCUGCCGGUCGGGCGAGGCGUACGGCACGGCCACUCCCCCCGCGCCCGCGCCCGCCGCCUACUGCGCCAUGGACGUGGACGGCGAGACCGACUCCAACCACGACACUGCGCUCACGCUCGCCUGCGCCGGCGGACACGAGGACCUCGUGGAGUUGCUGCUCAGUCGCGGCGCUGAUAUCGAGCAUCGGGACAAGAAGGGUUUCACCCCGCUAAUCCUAGCGGCGACUGCCGGCCACGAGAAAAUCGUGGAGAUCCUUCUGAACCACGGCGCGGACAUCGAGGCGCAGUCGGAGCGCACGAAGGACACUCCGCUGUCGCUGGCCUGCAGCGGCGGCCGCUACGAGGUCGUGGAGCUCAUCCUCAGCCGCGGCGCCAACAAGGAGCACCGCAACGUGUCCGACUACACCCCCCUCUCGCUCGCCGCCAGCGGCGGCUACGUCAAUAUCAUCAGGCUGCUGCUCACACAUCAGGCUGAAAUCAACUCCCGCACCGGUUCGAAACUGGGCAUCUCCCCCCUCAUGCUGGCCGCUAUGAACGGUCACACGGCGGCCGUCCGGCUGCUGCUGGACUGCGGCUCCGAUAUCAACGCGCAGAUCGAGACCAACCGCAAUACCGCGCUUACCCUCGCCUGCUUCCAAGGUCGGCACGAAGUUGUGAGCUUACUACUCGACCGCAAAGCGAACGUGGAGCAUCGCGCGAAGACCGGCCUCACUCCCCUCAUGGAGGCAGCGAGCGGCGGCUACGUGGAAGUGGGCCGGGUCUUGCUGGACAAGGGCGCGGACGUCAAUGCUCCGCCCGUGCCCUCGUCCCGGGACACCGCGCUCACCAUUGCCGCCGAUAAAGGACACACCAAGUUUGUCGAGCUGCUGCUGCAGAGGCGAGCGGCGGUGGAAGUGAAAAAUAAAAAAGGCAACUCUCCCCUAUGGCUGGCAGCCAACGGCGGACACCUCGCAGUGGUCGAGAUGUUGUACGCCGCCGGCGCAGACAUUGACUCACAAGACAAUAGAAAAGUAUCAUGCCUAAUGGCCGCCUUCCGUAAGGGCCACACUAAAGUGGUCAAAUGGAUGGUCGGCGUAGUUACGCAAUUCCCCUCAGACCAGGAAAUGACAAGGUACAUAUGUACAAUCUCGGACAAGGAGCUGCUGGAGAAGUGCCAGGAGUGCGUGCGCGUGAUCCGCGCCGCCAAGGAGACGCAGGCGGCCCGCGCCAACCAGAACGCCACCAUCCUGCUGGAGGAGCUCGACGCCGAGCGCUGCCGCGAGGAGUCCCGCCGCCAGGCCGCCGCCCGGCGCCGCGAGAGGAAGAAGAAGAAGAAGUUGGAGAAGAAGUCUUGCAUGCAGGAGGAGCGGCGCAAGCUGCAGGCGGAGAACGACAAGAACUCGCUGUACUGCGACAAGGCGCUCGGCGACUGCUCCGAGGGCGGCGAGCCCGACGACGAGCCGGCGGCCAAGGAGGAGGGCGACUCGGGGAUCGAUGCUAACUCACAGGUGAGUGUGAACGACAACAACUCGCUGUACUGCGACAAGGCGCUCGGCGACUGCUCCGAGGGCGGCGAGCCCGACGACGAGCCGGCGGCCAAGGAGGAGGGCGACUCGGGGAUCGAUGCUAACUCACAGGUGAGUGUGAACGACAACAACUCGCUGUACUGCGACAAGGCGCUCGGCGACUGCUCCGAGGGCGGCGAGCCCGACGACGAGCCGGCGGCCAAGGAGGAGGGCGACUCGGGGAUCGAUGCUAACUCACAGGUGAGUGUGAACGACAACAACUCGCUGUACUGCGACAAGGCGCUCGGCGACUGCUCCGAGGGCGGCGAGCCCGACGACGAGCCGGCGGCCAAGGAGGAGGGCGACUCGGGGAUCGAUGCUAACUCACAGGUGAGUGUGAACGACAACAACUCGCUGUACUGCGACAAGGCGCUCGGCGACUGCUCCGAGGGCGGCGAGCCCGACGACGAGCCGGCGGCCAAGGAGGAGGGCGACUCGGGGAUCGAUGCUAACUCACAGGUGAGUGUGAACGACAACAACUCGCUGUACUGCGACAAGGCGCUCGGCGACUGCUCCGAGGGCGGCGAGCCCGACGACGAGCCGGCGGCCAAGGAGGAGGGCGACUCGGGGAUCGAUGCUAACUCACAGGUGAGUGUGAACGACAACAACUCGCUGUACUGCGACAAGGCGCUCGGCGACUGCUCCGAGGGCGGCGAGCCCGACGACGAGCCGGCGGCCAAGGAGGAGGGCGACUCGGGGAUCGAUGCUAACUCACAGGUGAGUGUGAACGACAACAACUCGCUGUACUGCGACAAGGCGCUCGGCGACUGCUCCGAGGGCGGCGAGCCCGACGACGAGCCGGCGGCCAAGGAGGAGGGCGACUCGGGGAUCGAUGCUAACUCACAGGUGAGUGUGAACGACAACAACUCGCUGUACUGCGACAAGGCGCUCGGCGACUGCUCCGAGGGCGGCGAGCCCGACGACGAGCCGGCGGCCAAGGAGGAGGGCGACUCGGGGAUCGAUGCUAACUCACAGGUGAGUGUGAACGACAACAACUCGCUGUACUGCGACAAGGCGCUCGGCGACUGCUCCGAGGGCGGCGAGCCCGACGACGAGCCGGCGGCCAAGGAGGAGGGCGACUCGGGGAUCGAUGCUAACUCACAGGGUUCAUGUUCGUCGUCGGACGUGAAGGCUCCGCCCGUGCAGACGAGCAAGUCUAAAAAGAAGAAGAAAGACGAGAAGGCAGCCGCACCCCCUCCGCCCGCACCUCCCGCCAAGAAACAACCUGAUAAAAGCAAACCCAAAAUAGAGACUAAACUGGAGAAGGAACCCACUCCCAAGCCGGACAAGAAGCAAGAGAAAGAGAACGUGGCGCCGAGCUCCCCGCCCGCCACGCCCGCCAAGCCCGCGCCGCCGCCCGAGAGACGGCCCGCUGAGAAGAAAGACAAAAAACCCGAAGAGGAUAACCCUAAGAGCAUUACAGUACAGAAUGUUAACAAAUACGGGAAUAACUCUAGAAAGAGUCAAGUUUUCGAAUCCACUAGGCACAAUGUGGAUAAAGACGAUGUUGACACAAGUGACAAAAAUAAAAAGACGCACAACACGCAUCAAUGGGAGACAGAAGGCAAGAGUACGUCUCCUAAGGGCGGCUGCGUGGGUGGCCGACGUGAAGAGGGAUGGAAGGAGGUCGUGCGUAAAUCUAGUGUGCAGACCCUCUCUACUGUUGAACCUGGCUGCAAGAAAGUGUCGGUAGCUUCGCACGCGAUCUCGCGAGUGAUCGGCCGCGCGGGCAGCAACAUCAACGCCAUCCGCUCCGCCACCGGCGCCCACAUCGAGGUCGACAAGCAGAGCAAGGGCCAGGGCGAGAGGAUCAUUACUAUCAAGGGCUCAGCCGAAGCUACAAAGCAAGCGGGCAUGCUGAUCGCAGCUAUGAUCCGCGACCCGGAAGCGGACAUCGUGCAACUAUUACCGCGCGCGGUCACCAAGCCGCCGCCGCAACCUCUGCCGUUGCAACCUAAGACACCUAAACAACCACCGCCUAAGCAGCAGGCAGGAGCCAGCAGCAGCAGCAGCAGCUCUGCCAGCAGCCGCACGACGCCCACGGCGCGGGCGCCGCCCAAGCAGCACGUGCGCCCCGCGCCGCCCAGGCUGCAGCCGCACACAUCAACAGCAGAAAAGCGCGCCCCCACAUCGACGAGCGUCAGUUUGACCGUGAACAGCGGCGUCAAGACCAGCGCUGCGCUCUCGUACACGGGCGCCAUCGUCGGAGCCCGGCCUCACACCUUCGCCGCCAAGCUCACUGCGGCCCCCGCCGCCCCCGCCGCCCCCGCCCCGGCGCCGCCUGUGCAGCCGCCGCCGGAGGCUAAGCCCAGACCGGCGCCACAGCAGUCAGCCCCCAGCAGCAGCCCCGGCUCGUCGUCGCAGCCUGGCGCGGCGUCGCCGCAGAAGGCUCGCGAGGCGUCGCCGCCGCCGCCCGCGGCACCCGCACCACACAAACACGAAGAAACUGAGAAACAGCACCGUUUGCCUGACCGCACUGUGCAGCUAAGCCCAGAUAACUCAAGCUCCUGGAGUGCAAAUGAGGAGAAUACGCCGAACACCUCCUCAGCGCUACAUAUUAAUACCACCCCACAGCAGCAGUCUCACAGCCGCGCGGGCGGGCAGGAGUACUCGCUGUUCAAGGACCUGUCGGCCGGCGCCGCCGCCGUCUGGGGAGCGUCUGGUGACGCCACGCACAACGUCGACCCGCCGCCGCCGCAGGUUGACGCCAGCAAGGCGCCAGGAUACCGCGGCGCAGGUGGCGGCGCGGGCGCAGGCGGCGGCUGCUCGCCGUGCUCGCGCACGUCGUCGCACGGCAGCACGCCGCCGCCCGCCUACGCGCCCGCGCUGCACCAGCCCGUGCAGCCCUACCACCAGCCCAUGCCUCUCGGCAACAACGUCAACACAAUGGACAUGAGCGGGCUCUCCCGGAAUGGACCUAUCUACCAAGACAACUCUCGGAAUGGACACAACAUGAUGCAGCAGGUGUCGAUCUCGAGCGGCGUGAACAUGUCUGGCGCAGCGCUGGGGCUGGGCUACGUGGGCGUGGAGAGCGUGUCGCGCCUCAACCCGCGCGCGCCCGACUUCGCGCAGCGACACCCGCUCAUGCAGCAGAAGCACAACGCACAGUUGUUCGCGGGCGCAAGCAACGCGGGCAACCUGAGCGCGCUGCUGAUGUCGUACCAGCAGCAGCCUAUGAACCAGUCACCCAAACCUAUGCAGCAUACACCGCAGCAACAACACCAUGCCUACCAGUCGCUGCUGGAGCGCGGCGUGGGCGGGGUGGGCGGCUGGGGCGGCGGCGAGGACGAGGAGCGCAAGCCGCGCCCCAUCGGCACCGAGCGCGCCUGGAAGCUCACCGCCGCCGACGACUGGCCGCACGCGCAUCUGCACCACCCGCACCACGCCGACCACGACCGCUACCAGGGCGUGAGCGGCAUGGGCCACGUGUCGCACGGCAUGGAGAGCGGCGCGUACGGCGGCGUGGGCGCGGGCGGCGCCACGGCGGCGGCGCUGUCGCUGAUGCACGCGCUGCCGCUGCACUACCUGCCGGGCGCCGAGCCGCAGCACUGGGAGCCGCCGCCGCACCAGCCCGACAAACAGGUACCGCGCGUGCCGCCGCGCCGCUACUGAGCGCCAGCCCCCACUCACGCACUGUCUGUCGCAGGCCUGGACCAAGUGGACUCACUAGAGCCGCCGCCGCCGCCGCGCCGCCGCGUCCGCCGAGGCCCCACACGAUUAUAUAUAAUUGUAAUCCUUGGAAACGGUGUAGAUAUUAGUGAGAAAGAAUUAUAUUAUACAGAUUAUCUAUAUACAUAAUAGAGAAGAUGUCCUAUCGAGAAGAGAACUACUUAUACUGUACGAUCGACUGAAGUGAGCAUUAAACGAUUCAUUAUAAUGAAACUCGUGAGGGGAGUCGGAUGUAGUUUUAUUUGUUACUGCCGGUCGCGACGUUACGUUUAGACGAAUUAUAGUUAUGUUAUAGUCGGCGUCGCCGUUUCAUCUGAUGUAGAUAUACGCGUAAACGAAUGUAAUAGUAGGUAGCUUGGAAUGUGAUUCCGAAGUGCCGCUGAGUGUUUUGAGUUGCCUUGCGUGCGGUCGCCGCCCGCCGUCUAUUAUACAUAUUUUACACUAUAUUAUGGCAUAAUGCGAUAUUAAUUUCGAUGAUUAGUACGCUCGUAAAUCGAGGCGGAAUAUUAAACAUGUAUUAAUAAAUUUGCUUGUACAUGAAGAUUAAAUAUCGAUAUAUUGAUGCACUGUA
Messenger RNA from Helicoverpa zea (corn earworm), 9488 nucleotides. It is a transcript of the gene mask, whose product is annotated as ankyrin repeat domain-containing protein 17. Lineage: Eukaryota; Metazoa; Arthropoda; Insecta; Lepidoptera; Noctuidae. The coding region runs from base 167 to 8860 and encodes 2897 amino acids. Gene Ontology annotation, molecular function: protein binding; RNA binding. Gene Ontology annotation, biological process: innate immune response. The record is from RefSeq and is a predicted model, not a curated record. The transcript is spliced from 46 exons. Gene Ontology annotation, cellular component: cytoplasm.